AUGAUUCCAGCAGCACCUGCAUGCCUUCCUUGGCACGCAGCCUACCCUGCCCCAAGGACUGUUGCAAGUUCGAUAUCCCGCCUCGAACUACUUGGAUGGAUGAAGGAAGGCAAGAAGGUCGGAAAAGACUAUAUUCUAAUUGAUUUACGUCGCACAGACUUUGAGGGCGGUACCAUUCGAGGUUCAUUGAAUCUUCCUGCACAGAGUCUGUAUCCUACCAUUCCGACUUUAUAUUCUGUUUUUUCGCAAGCCAGAGUCUCCAAAGUCAUAUGGUACUGUGGCUCUUCUCGAGGUCGUGGAACACGUGCGGCUGGCUGGUUUGCGGGAUAUCUGGAAGAACAGAAAGAUGGGGGAAUGGAAAGUCUCGUCCUCGAGGGGGGCAUUAAGGGUUGGGCAGCAGCCGGCGAAGAUUAUACUCGGCUGAUGGAUGAAUACGAUGAAUCGAAAUGGACGGAGUAG
Penicillium pulvis is the source of this 459-nucleotide messenger RNA. RefSeq names its product Rhodanese-like domain-containing protein. The coding region runs from base 1 to 459 and encodes 152 amino acids. Gene Ontology annotation, molecular function: protein tyrosine phosphatase activity. The record is from RefSeq and is a predicted model, not a curated record. NCBI's taxonomy places the organism in Eukaryota, Fungi, Ascomycota, Eurotiomycetes, Eurotiales, Aspergillaceae. The transcript has 3 exons. Gene Ontology annotation, cellular component: cytoplasm; nucleus.